Ictalurus furcatus (blue catfish) is the source of this 1923-nucleotide messenger RNA. Its product is annotated as gamma-crystallin M2-like. Lineage: Eukaryota; Metazoa; Chordata; Actinopteri; Siluriformes; Ictaluridae. The record is from RefSeq and is a predicted model, not a curated record. Gene Ontology annotation, molecular function: structural constituent of eye lens. The coding region runs from base 310 to 918 and encodes 202 amino acids. Gene Ontology annotation, biological process: lens development in camera-type eye; visual perception. The transcript is spliced from 3 exons.
UUUUCAAUCCUUUUUAUUUAGCUCAGAUGGCAGAAGGGUCCUCGCAAUAGAAAUAUGCUUUCCAUAACUGUAGGAAACAUAUAAUACACGUGGAUUGUAUGGCCCAAAAGAACACAUUUGAAUAGAAAGAAAGAAAGAAAGAAAAAAAAGCUCAGCAGUUUUGUCUUGCAUGUGGGGCUCAUUCUAAAGUCUUCUGGAGACUGGAAAUGUGACAUGUAACAAAACCCCGUCUGGUGGCCUCUGUGCUUUUGCUUGCUCAGGAGUUUUUACAAUAGGAGGCAUGUGCUCGUUGGGUUUGGUCAGGUAUAAAUGGCAGAGGUUAAACCGAUGUCCAGUGUCAGUUCACCACCAGGCAAGUGCUGGGACACACACACUCGCAUCGUCAACAUGGGCAGAGUUAUCUUCUACGAGGACAGGAACUUCCAGGGCCGCUCCUAUGAGUGCAGCGGUGACUGCUCCGAUAUGUCCACCUACCUGAGCCGCUGCCACUCGUGCAGGGUGGAGAGCGGCUGCUGGAUGGCGUACGAUCGUCCCAACUACAUGGGCAACCAGUACUUCAUGAGAAGAGGAGAGUACGCUGACUACAUGAACAUGUGGGGCUGGGGCAACAACUGCAUCAGAUCCUGUCGUAUGAUCCCUAUGCACCGAGGAGCUUACAGGAUGAGGCUCUACGAGAGGGACAACUUCAUGGGUCAGAUGAAUGAGGUGAUGGAUGACUGCGAUUCCGUCAGCGACCGCUACCACUGGUCCAACGGCUGCAUGUCCUGCCACGUGAUGGACGGCCACUGGCUCAUGUACGAGCAUCCUCACUACAAAGGCAGGAUGUGGUACUUCGGCCCCGGAGAGUACCGCAACUUCCGGGACUACGGUGGCAUGAGGUUCAUGAGCAUGAGGCGCAUCAUGGACUCCUGGUAUUAAGCUAACGUGAACGAUCGAUUUUUUUUUUUCUUUCAAUAAAAUCGUACCGUGAAUCUGAAACAGGUGUCACCUACGUGUCAUUUAACGUGUGUGUGAGUGUGUGUGUUUUUUUUUUUGAACAAUCUACGACUACAGAUUUUGCCAACGUCACCCAAUGAUCACAUCGUGACCCUUUCACCAUACACCGUGAAUAUCGAUAUAUUUCAUUUGACUAACAAAGCGCCUCAAAAACAGCGGCUACGCGCUAAAAACAGUUAGCGAUCGGUUCAAAUAAAGAUCAAACCAAAAAAUCAACCGAUCUUUGAGAAACAACGGGGUGCGUCGUUGUUACAGAAAUAAAAUAAAGCAAUCCCGCUAUUUAGCGAUACUAUAUAUGGACAUUUGAAAUAUUUCUGUAUACGUUUGAACCAACACGACCCCAUGUGUCCGACAGAACAGCAUGACAUACCCGCUUGAGAACACAGCUGAGACACACACACACACACACACACACACACACUCUCCCAGGAGCCAAGUCACUCUAAUUACAUGCAGCUGACCAUCACACUCACACGUUCACACACAUCCGGUCCACUCGUUGUCCUUCCACUCGAAUAUCUGUUUCUUUAUUUUGUAUUAACGUUAAAAAUAACCCCAAGCAAACGAACGCGCGGGAUUUCACGACGCUCUCGGACUAACGAUGGGGAAGGCAGGCGCGAGGCGAGCGGUCACGUGAAUAGAGCCGCGGGACGAAACUGACUGAAAGCGGCGUUAACAGCCGUUAGUGAUGAACAGUGGGGUGUGUUUUAUUUAGGCGCUUGUUCAAGUGUGUCGGAGUGGAGCGACGAACGUCCCGCACGUCCUGAAAUUCAGGUGGUAUGAAAUGGGAGUUAACAGGGGGUCUCGACUGGCACUAACACAAAAGCAGUUUUGGAUGGAUGGAGGUUGGAAAAACAUCACUGCACUGGCAGAUGAGGAAAACGAGGAAAGAUAGGAAAAUAGAACGCGGAUAAAAGGAGAAUAUUU